AUGGAAGAAUUAUGCUACACCGUCCUUGGAAUUGGCUUAGGAAUUUUUGUAUAAUAAAUACAUCAAAAGUUAUCCAAUAAAAAAAAGUAGAAUAAGACACAAUAAUAGUAUAAGGGAAAAAAGUAUAAUUUACUAUCUACCCCAGAUAUGAAAAAAGCAUAUCAAGAAUAAAAAUAGAGUUUUCUCAUUAAAUAAGCAUCCUAAUAAGAAAUUGGUGAUACUAUUAGAAAGAUUGUCAAAAUUUAAAAUAAAAUAUCCAGUUUUGAUAAAGAUGAUGAAUUAAACUUAAUAUAAAAUUCUUAGGUAGAUAAUUCAAAUGAUGAUUAAUCAUUACAAAAUUCAAAUGAGAACCAAUUUUAACCAAAAACACCCAAUUUUAAUAAUAAAUCAUCAUCCUCUUAAUAUAUUACAUUGACCACAUCUAAUACAAUAGGAUUUUUAUAAUCCAAUUAGUUUAGCGAUAGUAGUAAAUUUUUAUCAAAAAUUAGAAACAAACAUAUCUCCUCCUUGUGAAAAUACAGAAGAAAUCAAAAAUAAUAAUGAUCCAGAAUGA
Molecule: messenger RNA, 553 nt
Organism: Paramecium sonneborni
Lineage: Eukaryota; Ciliophora; Oligohymenophorea; Peniculida; Parameciidae
Source: the annotation of a GenBank genome assembly